UGUCGGCGUAGUACUCCAGUUAUAAACUCUCCCUUGCUGCUCAACGGGAUUUAUUAUUUUAGGAAGACUUGAGCGAGGCAAAUCUCACGGUCCAAAACACAGAUUUUUGUUUUUGGUGGACUACCGUUACGAUUCUGUUUCAGCCUUCUUCAGUGGCUCAGCAUUUUCUUGGCUGAGAUAUCCACAGUCAGUGCCUUCUUCCGGGUACCUACUUCUUGAUUGGCACACGCUAAACAGCGGAAUUCGCCAAUUGUUAUAAAAAGUUUGUACUUGGGGCUCAGACGAGCAAUAAGCGAUUGACAUAUCUCCAAGAAGUCACAAACGAGACGUCGGUUGGAUAAGGCAGAUGUAACUUUCUCCGUUCUCAUCAAGACAGGAAUUUGUUCUCCAAAAAGGAUCUUACUAUAUUCUCAAGGAGAAGGAAUAAGCAUAUAUUAACCUUGAUUGAACCAAACCAUAAGGAAUUGUACCGUGUUGGGAUAAUAUUUUUGACUGCUCGUACAGUUUUUUUUAACUGUGGAAUAUUAGGAGGUGAAGCCGUUGCUUCAACGGCGUGAUUCAAAUAUCACCGUGUUGAAGGAGCACCGCGUCAACAUGGGACGGAACACACUUCCAUACGUGGUUGCCGUUUGCCUCAUGUGCUCACUGCUCCAGUGCGAGUUUACAACAGCUUUUGAUGAAAUUGACGUCAUAAAUGCAGCCGGCAUUUCAGGGAGAACGCCGGGUAUCAGAGAAACCAAAACACCAGAUGGCAACCAAGCCUUCAAAAUGAGACCCAUGGAGCGAGACCUGGGCACAGACCAGAGCACCCUGGAAAGACUUCUGGCAUCCAUGAGGGAGGACGAGGGCUUUAUGUUGAUAGCCACCGUCUCACAGGACAGUAAGAACCGCGGCACGAUCGUCUCGAUCGACCGAUCCAACGGUAGGACCCGCGGUUUCGGGUUCCACGUGGACCGGAGAAACGACGUCGCCGUGGUGCAGUACGCCGAGUUCGGCUCCGGAGAGCCCCGGGAGAACUCGGUGGAAUUCUCGCCGCUCAACAUCGAAAAAUCGGACAACGAGUUACACACCUUUGUGUUGGACGUCCGGGGGAACCUCGUCACCCUUUACAUGGACUGCCAGCUUAUCGGCCUGAAGAUUCUACCGUCGUCCUUUUACGUCGACAUGCCCUCGGACAACAUGAAGCUUCGUCUUGGCAAAGGCGUCACUGGACUUAAUAACGUCUCCGACUUCAAGGGUACUCUGGCCACUGUAAAGUUCGCCUUCCGCACAAGUACCAACGAUGUUUUAAUCAGCCAGGGAUGCAUGAUAGAUCUCGGGUUUGCAUCGUCCUCACAGCUGAGCUACGCUAGCAGCUACCCUAUCCCAUCGGUGGAGGAUUCGCAACCGAGUCAGAUCGGGGAUGCGUCUAUGCCUGGACAUGAAAGUGCAUCAGGAACCAACGGAGCAAGCAUCACCCACAGCGACAGCGCCGACGCCAGCAACAUCAACCGUCCCGAGAGCAACAUCCCCAGCCACGGUGUGAGCUUCGGAAGCCACAGCAAUGACCCCAACCUGGGUGUCAUGCCCCCACCCAUCCCUUAUGAUCCCCCUUUCACCCCUCCCCUCACCAACUCAGACUUCGUGCACCCUAACGCGCCCCCAACGGAGGGAACGCUGAAGGGAAUGUGUGCUUUGACGUGUGAUCAGAUCAAUAACCUCAACAAUCAGGUGCAGGUAUUGUCCGAAGGAUACGACGAGAUCUGGAAUCAAAUUGAACACAUCGAGCACCAGAAGCCCCCAGAUUGGCCCACCCUCAAUGGAUGUUGGUACAUGAAGUCAUUUUACGAGGCCGGAGCCGUCUUCAAGGUUGACAAAUGCAAGUCAUGCGAGUGCAGCAUGGACUCAGGGAUACCCGUGGUAGAGUGCUCGACUAUUAAAUGCAGACCAGGAAAAUGCACAAACCCGAUCAUCCGAGAGGGAGAUUGCUGUGAGACAUGUCCCAAUGACAACCUCGGCUGGAGCGAUUGGGCAGAGUGGACCUCGUGCUCAGCGACCUGUGGACAGGGUAUGCAGCAUCGUGGACGGUCGUGCGACAGAACACAGUUUGAGUGCAAUGGGAACGAUGUUGAAACCAGAAUCUGCUACCUCGAUCCCUGCAUUGAAAUUAUUGAUGGUGGUUGGAGUAAUUUCACCCCGUGGUCUUGUGCAGUAACCUGCGGUAAUGGAACAGAAAGCCGAAUGCGAUCGUGCAAUUCACCAAGACCGAAGAACGGAGGCCGCCGGUGCACUGGCGAGGCCGACGGGGCCGGAAGAGAGGAGAGACCGUGCCAUAGACCCCCUUGUCCCGUUGAUGGAAAGUGGGGCUUGUGGUCUGAGUUUACCGGGUGUACCAAGACAUGCGACGGUGGAUGGCAAGAACGCAACCGAUUCUGUGACAGUCCUGCCCCAGCCUUCGGUGGAAGCGACUGUCUUGGGUCGACCAACAAUAGACGCAUGUGCAAUGAAUGGCCAUGCCCGGUCGAUGCCUGCCUGUCAAGUCCUUGUUUUGACGGUGUGGAUUGCGUCAGUUUCACUGAUGGCCGUUACGAGUGUAAGGAUUGCCCAGUGGGCUAUGAAGGAAACGGAAUUGUGUGCAACGAUAUCAAUGAGUGCAACCUUGUGUCCGAUGCUUGCUUCAACUUUCACGGUGAGCACCGUUGCUUGAAUUUGGUUCCCGGCUACACCUGCAGAAAGUGCCCCAAUGGCUACAGAGGUAACCAGCCGUCUGGUAUGGGAGUCUACCACGCUAAACGAUACAAGCAGCAAUGCAUCCCGAUCAACCCCUGCUCAGAAGGAACAUCUAAUUGCCAUUUCGAUGCCAGAUGUAUAUUCCACGGUCCUUAUUCAGAGCCACAAUACGGUUGCAAAUGCAAGACUGGCUUCGCUGGUGACGGUAUUGCAUGCGGGUUUGAUAGCGACCUGGAUGGCUGGCCCGAUAACCAAUUGGACUGUGAAGACAAAGGAAAAUACACUCAUUGCACAGGGGACAAUUGUCCAGCUCUGCCCAACAGUGGACAAGAAGACACUGAUGGUGACGGUAAAGGUGACGCAUGCGACGACGACGAUGACGAUGAUCUGGUCAACGAUUCUAGGGAUAACUGCCAGUACCACUCCAAUUGGGCCCAAAACGACGUUGAUGACGAUGGCGUCGGUGAUGUGUGCGACAAUUGUAUAUUUGUGGCCAACACACGACAAGAGGACACUGACGGUGAUGGCGAAGGAGACGUAUGCGACGAUGACAUCGAUGAUGAUGGUAUCCUUAAUUACGAUGACAACUGUAUGUAUGUAGCGAAUGCUAAGCAGCUUGACUAUGACGAGGAUGGCUAUGGUGAUGUGUGCGAUAACUGUCCAGGGAUUGCUAACCCAGAUCAAACCGAUAUCGAUGAUGACAAUGUAGGUGACGUGUGUGACACCGACGCGGACAUGGACAGCGACGGUCACCAAGAUGACCUGGACAAUUGCGUGGAUAUCCCCAACAGCGACCAAGCAGAUCACGAUCUAGAUGGCAUUGGUGACGCUUGUGACUUCGAUGACGACAACGAUGGAUUUGAGGACAUUGAGGACAAUUGUCCGUUGGUAUCCAACCCCAGUCAGAAUGACACCAAUGAAAACGGACGUGGUGACUCCUGCGAGUUUGACUUCGAUGGUGACGGUGUAUCCGACAUGAACGACGCAUGCCCAGAGAACUCCAAUAUCCAACGGACGGACUUGUCGCACUUCCAGCUGAUCAAACUUGACCCUGAAGGGUCAGCACAGAUUGACCCACAUUGGAUCGUCAGGAAUAGAGGUCAAGAGAUGGUACAGACCAUUAACAGUGAUCCUGGUCUUGCUAUAGGCUAUGAUGAAUUCCAAGCGGUUCAGUUCAGCGGUACGUUCUACGUCAACACAGAGCGAGAUGACGAUUACGCUGGCUUCGUCUUUGGGUACCAGUCAAAUCACCGAUUCUACGCAGUCAUGUGGAAACAGGUUACGCAGAAGUACUGGGCACCGUUGCCGACCAUAUCAGAGGCUACAGCCGGUCUCCAACUCAAGUUGAUCAAUUCAACGACGGGUCCAGGAGAAUAUUUAAGAAAUGCUCUGUGGCACACGGGAGACACAGGAGAUCAGGUAAAGCUCAUCUGGAGCGACGAUAACAAGAUUGGAUGGAAAGAUUUCACAGCUUACAGAUGGACUUUAACACACAUACCCAAAACUGGGUACAUAAGAGUGACAAUGCACGAAGGCAGCAAGGUGUUGGCUGAUUCGGGCGCCCUCUACGACAUGACAUUACAGGGUGGCCGAAUUGGUCUGUUCUGCUUCUCACAAGAGAUGGUGUUCUUCUCUGAUCUGGAAUAUAAAUGCAUCGACAAUAGAGAGCCUACCACAACUACCGUCUGAUCAACCAACUCUGCUUUAGGAACUUUUCGUUUGAUCCAGCGAUGAGAAAGACAAUGCUGUAUACAUCGUUCCUCUUACGAAUAUUUAGUUUUUGAUAAAUCGGCUGCUUCAGAAAAAGAACAGACCUUCACAAGUUGCACUCGCAUCGCACCCUGACAGAGAAACAUGCUGCCUUUAAGAUGCUGCCUGCUCAAUACUUAAACACCGCGUUGAUUGUUCGUAUCCUACGCAUACAUUGUGCGAGACAAGGCGUCAGUAUACCAGUAACUCGGACAUGGACCAAUAUUUAACUGGAUAAGCGGAAUAUACUACACGUAUACCGAAUUGAGAAACAGUACGCACAUAAUAUUUUAAACUUAAAAAAAGAGGUAUUAUAAACUUAUCAUAGAUAUUAUUAUUAUUAUUGAUGUUGUAUAAAUCAGCGCAUGCGCUUGUUCUUCCCGCUGUGGUCGCCCGAUUCAGUUCAAACCAGUUUGUUUGCACAAGAUAGACAUUGAAGGCGCAAUUUGAUUGUGGUUGGCUGAACCUCCAACGCCUGGACAGCAAGACUAAGUUGUUCUUCUCAUGUUGGAAGUAUGUUAGAAUUGACUCGGGCAACCCUCGCUUGCUGAAAAUCUUUAUUUCUUAUCUGUGACUUUUUCAAUGGGAAUCAGCUGAUAGUCAGGAAAUUGCUUCAGCAACAAAAAGGGUGAAACCUCCCGUCAUGAUUUGACUAAAAAUUGCAGUCAGGGGAAUCCUCGAUUACCUAGUGCUUAGCUUUCUAUCAAGUAUGCCUUUGUACACGCUUUGUUCACCAUCAUUGUCUUCCUGGUAAACACCAUCGUUUAAAGUAUGUUAUAUAUUUUUGUGCAUCUAUUUAUGGUAUAAUGGAAACAUUAUAUUAUAAAAAAAAAAAAAAACUGUUUUAUGAUAUAAAGCAGAUUUGUUGUUUUUUAUGUGUGAGCCAAAAAGUGUUAUAUCUGCCUGUGUAUUAUUCUUCCCUCAAGUAUUGCUAUAUUAAUCUUCUAUAUUUGUAAAUUUAUUGUUAACUUUCUGUGAAAUUGAAGCCGGGUCGUCGUCGCUUGAGGGCGUAUGUCAAACGAGUCGGCCUUGAUAUCACACGAGAAAGAAAAAAACAUGUAAAAUAUUUGAUCAGUUUAAACGGUUAAACAUGCAUAUUAUUAUUAUUAAGUGAUUAAAUUAAUAAGUAACCAAUCUGUUAAACGUUUCCACGCAUGCAAGUAAACAUGACAUUUCUAUUAUUGUCGUUAGUGGUAAAUGUUUUCUUUUUAAUACAGGGUGUUUUCUGCCUACGAUUUUAAUGACAGUUGACAUUUUGAAAAUGUUUAGCGUGCGGAAAGUUGCAAUAUCAUGACGUCAUCAUUAUAGCUUUAUACGUCUCGGAAUUAAAGUUGUCAGUUUUUUGUAGUUAUCAUGUUUUUUGUGUGAAAAAAAACAAAACAACACUUCGUUUAUUGAGAAAGGGAUGGUACGAUGAUGGAAGUUAAUUCUUCGAAUACAAUUACUAUAGCAUACACAAAUUGCCCUCAGUUGUAAGCCCGACAACCUUAAACAAAAACACCAAACACCGUUUAAUUGUGUUCUCAAACCAUCAAACAAAUUGUGUUGGACAAUUUAUUUCAUUAGUUAAUUUACAAAAAGGGUUGAAGUUGCACUUAAGAAUUGCAUACCACUGUCACACUUACCCCUUUCUAGGCUUCAAAGUUUAGACAAAACUGUCAAAACUUUGUCUCUAGACAAACAAACUAGUAGUUCAAAGCAAAUAAAGAACAGUAAACAGAAAAAUACAAAACAAUAAGUAUGAUUUUAAACUCAUGGUUGGACUAUAAUCAAGUGAAGUUUGCGCUAGCACUGUCGUUUAAAUCUCUCCUGAAGACAAGCGCAGCAUUCUGAUCGAAACGUUGAGAUAUCAGCCACCGGUUCUUCUAAGAACCAACACUACUCAAAAGAGAUGUUCACUUUAGUGCUACUGCAAACCUGACCUGGUUAAACACUAACCAUAUAACCAAAACAAAACGCCAUUGCAAACAAAAAACUCCGAAGUCACCGUGUAUGCAACGGUUAUCCUCAAAACAGUCACAGUGUCACAAUUUCUGUUUUUUUUUCCCUUCAGAUUAGUUACUAAUAACUCAAGAUUUCACUGUUUAAAGAAAGAACCCGAAUUUUAUUUCGUCGAUUUUCAAAUCGCCAAUUAAUAUUUAAACUGGGAUGGCAGUUCCAUUUAACUCAGAGUUCACACUGGUAACUGAGCUUGUCAUGGCUUUUGGUAUUCGUCGUCACAUUAAUAUAAAUCUUCGAAUUCGGCAACAUUCUGAUGCUUUGAAUAAAAGAAAGUUAGAUUGAAUUAUUAUGUUAUAGCCGUUUUAAUUUAAAUGUAUAGUUUAUUUUAAAAAAAAGAUUAAAUAAUAUUAUGUUAAUAUUGUGUCGCCCCAAAUAGGACCGUAAUCCUUCGCGAAAACUUUGAGCAGAUUAAUUUUCCGAAACUGUGAGAGAAAACAAUAAUUUACUUUCCUUUGGAGAAAUUAAAACAUAAACGGGUAUUUGUCCGAUUCCAAAAGUUCUGGAGACAUUUUGGAUUGUUCAAUUUUAUUUUCAAGUUUUAAUUGAAUCCGAGGUGGCUCCUUAAAGCUGUCUCAUGGUUGUGUCAGUAAAUGAGGUACAGAAAAUGUCUUAUUUUGUUGAUGAAAUACUACUUUAAUUUUUUUUUUUAAUGUUGUAUAAUCAUGUUGGUUAAACACGAAAAACAAAGCUGUAGAUAUCUCGCCUAUAUAUGUAAAAGAA
This is a messenger RNA of Asterias rubens (European starfish), 7179 nucleotides long. Its product is annotated as thrombospondin-1-like. Gene Ontology annotation, biological process: cell adhesion. Lineage: Eukaryota; Metazoa; Echinodermata; Asteroidea; Forcipulatida; Asteriidae. The transcript has 25 exons. Bases 595 to 4398 code for a protein of 1267 amino acids. Gene Ontology annotation, molecular function: protein binding; calcium ion binding. Gene Ontology annotation, cellular component: extracellular region. The record is from RefSeq and is a predicted model, not a curated record.